AUGAAGUGGGCGGACUUUCGGAAGCAGUUUCCCGCAAGCGUAUCUUACAACGAAGUGCCAAUGGAGUACAGAGCCGACGAUUGCAACGAACAACUCGACCUUGCAGCAUGCUGGGCACGAGAAAAGAUGAUUGUUACACACAAGAAAGCUUACGCCGAGCACCAGACUAGCAAUGAUGUAUGUGCGUGCUUCAACCAGGGUAUUCGUGCGUUCAAGGGGCUCGUGAACUAUGCGAGCGCCUACCGCCGGUACAUUCGCGAGGUCAUUGACAACAUGGUCCUAGACAAGGUCAUGUAUGCAGAGCUUCGACCAAUGCUCAUGGACAAGUCAAGACCAACCGACGAAGGUGUGAGCAAGCUCGGACACAACGAGCAGAUGAAGAUCGUCUGUGAAGGAACCGAGAAGAAGAAGCAGCAAUACGGUGACCGAUUCCCAUUCGGGCUUAAAAUUAUCUACUGCACACCUCGAAGCAUUCCACCGGCCAAGAUGAAGUCAGAAUUAGAACACGGCAUCAAGUUGAAACAGGCAUAUCCUGACGUCGUCUGUGGUUUCGAUCUGGUCGGAGCUGAAGACCGCCCAAACCACAUUGGGCACUAUGCUGAUCUCCUGCUUGCAUUCACGAAGACAUGCGAGAGAUUUAAUAUCAGCAUACCGUUCAUGUUGCAUGCCGGUGAGACACUCCUGGAUACGGGCGGGUUCAUGCCACUGGAAUCCGAAGCUCAGGCGGGCUUCCACAACCCGGACAACAGCAACCUCUAUGAUUCAUUGCUCCUCGAUGCCAGGCAUAUCGAUCAUGGCUAUGCCUUACUGGAGCAUCCGCAGCUGGUCAAGAAGUACGUGGAUGCGAAGAUCUGUCUGGAACUCUGCCCUAUCUCGAAUGAACUAUUGGGUGUUUGUGGCAACGCAAGACAGCACAUCUUCCCCGACCCGGCCUUGUACCGAGGACCUGGUUGUGACUAG
Messenger RNA from Zasmidium cellare ATCC 36951, 960 nucleotides. RefSeq lists its product as uncharacterized. The record is from RefSeq and is a predicted model, not a curated record. Gene Ontology annotation, molecular function: adenosine deaminase activity. The coding region runs from base 1 to 960 and encodes 319 amino acids. Gene Ontology annotation, biological process: adenosine catabolic process; inosine biosynthetic process. The transcript has 2 exons. NCBI's taxonomy places the organism in Eukaryota, Fungi, Ascomycota, Dothideomycetes, Mycosphaerellales, Mycosphaerellaceae.